Messenger RNA from Canis lupus familiaris (dog), 226 nucleotides. RefSeq lists its product as uncharacterized. The transcript is spliced from 3 exons. The coding region runs from base 51 to 137 and encodes 28 amino acids. NCBI's taxonomy places the organism in Eukaryota, Metazoa, Chordata, Mammalia, Carnivora, Canidae. The record is from RefSeq and is marked validated.
CAGGAAGGGAAGAGGAAGGUCAAGCAAACACAGAGCUCAAGACCAUGACCAUGAACUUUCAGGAAAAUGUAACCCUGGCCAUAGCUGUAUUCACCAUCCUUGCCUCCAUCUACUUCUUCAACAAGGCUCAGCAAUGAGAAGACAAACACAGGACACCUAACCCAAGAGCAUUCUGCCCUGGAUCAUGACUCUGGCCUCUGAGACCAAAUAAAUGGACUGAAUCAGC